This is a messenger RNA of Amphibalanus amphitrite, 569 nucleotides long. Its product is annotated as homeobox protein rough-like. NCBI's taxonomy places the organism in Eukaryota, Metazoa, Arthropoda, Thecostraca, Balanomorpha, Balanidae. The coding region runs from base 19 to 489 and encodes 156 amino acids. The transcript is spliced from 2 exons. Gene Ontology annotation, molecular function: DNA binding. The record is from RefSeq and is a predicted model, not a curated record.
GGUCCCCCUUUGGUCGCUAUGCUGGUCAGCCAGGCGCCAAACAGUGUGGCCUUGGACAGCGCUGCUGCCGACUCGGCCAGCCAGCUGAGUGGCGCGGCGGACACGGGCGGUCCGUCUGGGACGCCCAGCUCCGAGGAGCACUCGGUCGCCGAUUUGCCGAGGUUCCACUUCGGGCGGCACUCGGCGUCGGCCCCGCUGCCGGUCGCGCCGGCCCCGCUGCCAGUGGUGCCGACCCCGCUGCCAGUGGUGCCGGCCCCGCUGCCAGUGGUGCCGGCCCCGCUGCCACGCUUCCCAUUUUGGCCGCUGCACAUGCCGGCGCUGCUGCCGCCGCUCGAUCUUCACCUGGGUGGAGUGCCCACUUUCCUGGGUAGGCGGCGACGGAAGGAGGUGCGCCACAGACGACAGCGCACCACCUUUAGCUCGGAGCAGACUCUGCGGCUCGAAAUGGAGUACCGCAGAAACGAGUACAUCUCACGAGCACGCAGGUGAGCCGGCGGACCAUUGCUGGCCAGUGAAACAGAGCUGUGUAUGUAAAUGUCCAAGGUAUUUGAACUCAUUGACACGGAGUA